This is a messenger RNA of Chironomus riparius, 1553 nucleotides long. NCBI's taxonomy places the organism in Eukaryota, Metazoa, Arthropoda, Insecta, Diptera, Chironomidae. The record is from the annotation of a GenBank genome assembly.
AUGCCUUCAAAUACAAAAGGUGUGAAUAUAAAAGUUUCUGAAUGUCUUAAAAAAAUCAAAAAUUAAUAUAUUUAACUGAUAUGUCACCACAGAAGGAAUAUUCAGGCAUUCUGCAGUUGCCAGCAGAAUUACUAAUAGAAAUAUUCAGCUACAUUACAGACCACCGAUACAUUCCUUUUGUAUGUCACAGAUUUUAUCAAAUUAUUUGUUUGAUGGAAAGACAUUUAUGCAUAUUAAGCAUAAAGGAUGAAAGGACAUUGCUAAGGAACGAGAUGUUCUCAUCAAUUAUAUCAUCACAUAGGAUCUUAACUGGAAUUAAGUUAAGAAUUGGAUUGAACUUUAGUGACCUUUUUUGGAGUCGAUUUGAGGCAAUAGUAUUGAAGCUUAGACAUCAGAUUAAUAGUUUGGAUAUAACUUUUAUUGAUGUGCCACAAUCCAUUCCAGAUGACUUUAAAUUGGUCAAUAUUUUGCAUUUACUUCCAUUCGAAUGUCCACAAACGUUGAGGAUAUCCAAUAUUGACGUGGAAUAUUUAAGGCGAUUCAUUAGUUCUCGUGAUAUUAAGGAUUUAACAAUCGUUGGAGCUGUUAAAGAUCAGUCGAUAUUUAUGAACUUAAAUUUAAGGCAUUUAACAUUAAUUGGACCUAAAUGUAGCAUCAAUGAGGCUAUUAAUACACAGAAAAACUUAAUUAAUCUUAAACUUGUGGCUGAUGAAUCAACUAUGAUUGACAAUCAAACAUUAAGUAUUAUUCAGAAAUUAGAGAAGCUUGAGGACAUUGAUAUUCCAUUAAUUAAGCUAGACAGCUACAAAUGUAUCGAGACAUUUCAUUCUAUGAGAAACUUGAAGACACUAAACUUCCAAAGUAAUGCAGAGUUUGCUUUUGAGUUCUGCAAUUCUGUCAUGUUCACAGCACUAACGGAAUUGGAUAUUAGUGUUCCUAAUGAACUUUUAUUGGAUGACAUACUCGAAAAUAUCACAUUUAACUUCCCUAAUUUAAAGUCACUGGGAAUUCGAACGCCAAUGGCUCUGAAAAUCUUCAAAAAUCUAUGCACAAAUUCUUUAAUUAAUUUCGAGUCAGUUCUUAUUGAGAACAUCUUUUAUGGAUUUGUUGGAAUUACGAUUUUGGACCUUCAUGAAUACAAUUUAAUACAAAAGAAUGUCAAAAAGUUGAUUCUAUUGAAUCACGACAGAAAAGUUAUAAUUUGCAGGAACGAUUUACUGAGGCUUUUAAAGUUAUUUCCAAAUAUCGAAUGUCUUGUACUGUCUGGAUAUUUUGACACACAAAACUACCUUGAAAGUCUUUUAAAAUCUAUGAAAAAAUUGAAGGAAAUUGUCAUAGUCUCGUCAGUGUCUCACUCAACGACUCACAUAAUGGGAAUUAUAAAGGAAUAUGGAAAUCAGCUACGAUUAAUCGUUUUGCAAAAUUUCAAAUCAGCUUGUGACGUGGAAAAUCUUAAAAUGUUUUUUGAGGAUCAAUUUCCAGUGAUUGAGAAGAGAAAUUCUAAUCUUGUGCUCAAAAAGAAUGGACAUUUGAUGCUUAAGGAAUUUAGUUGA